Molecule: messenger RNA, 909 nt
Organism: Arabidopsis arenosa
Lineage: Eukaryota; Viridiplantae; Streptophyta; Magnoliopsida; Brassicales; Brassicaceae
Source: the annotation of a GenBank genome assembly
UGUCACAGGUGAAUCCUGAGGCUGGACAGUAUCGUUGUAAUCCUCCCUUGUUCCUCAAGAAACUAGAGAUUAUCUAUGCAGGUAUUAACUUAGAUGGUGAAGGUACUUCUUCAGGUAACAAAAUGAUGCAAAUAUGCGAGCAUCGUGAUGAAGAAAAUGAUACUGGAUCUGGAUAUGUAGCUAAGCUAAGCGUGUCUGAUAUCGCGAUUCGUCGUCGGUAUAAGUGGCCACCAUCCUCACAUGCGAUUUUUGUGGACGUGUGUGUCCAAGAGUCUUUUAAAGGAAACAGACCAAUCAGACGUAACCAACUUUACACAAAGGAAGCUUGGAAAAUGAUUCUUGAGAUAAUCAAUCGGAUCACAGGACUUGGAUACACACAUAAGCAGCUCAAAAACCACUUCGAACGUACCAGGAAAGCUUGGAGGCACUGGUGUCAAACUAUUGCCUCUCCCAUCAUGAAGUGGGAUGCUAAUACUCGCAAGUUUGGUGCAACCGAAGAGGACUGGGAUAAAUACUUGAAGGUAAAUAAAAAAGCUGCAGUGUUCAGAUGGAGACAUAUUCCUCAAGCUGAUAAACUGGAAACUAUCUUCAAAGGACGUAUCGAACCUGGAAAGACCAAAACCCGCCGUUAUCGCAAGAAGAUUCCAGUGAAUGCAUCGGUCAAGAAGAAGGAGUAUACCAUUGAGGAAUGCAUGGAGUGUUAUCUCCAUAUCUAAAUGUCUCUCUCAAAUCACCACACAAUUAGUAUUCAGUUUCAAACGAAUUUACUAUUAUGCAGCUUUGAUUUUUUUCCUCGUGCUACAUAUUUUUUUUUUCUCUAUGAACUAUAUACAAAUAUUGUUUAAUUUUGCUGAUUUUAGACGGUUUGAUUUGUAUUUCAUGUUACACUAAUGAAUCGAGUCUAGGUUC